UUCCAUAAAGCUGCUGGAAAAGGAAAGUUGAGAGUCUCAUAUGAGAAGUACAUGAGGCCUGAUCUCAGUGGUCCUGCAGCAAUAAAACCUUUAGAUAGGCUUCCUCUUUGAUUUGACUUGUGUGGAUAGCUUCUCUCUGUAAUUAGAUCGUCAAAACCUAAUGACGCCGGAAAAUAUAAAGAGAUGGAAAUUGAUGGCAAACCAAAAAAACUAAGCUGGAGGGAUUUGGAAGUCUUAACCGACUCCUUUAGCAAAGAAAACUUCAUUGUAAAUGUUCAAUUUGGCAAACUCUACCGUGGAAAAACCCCAGAUGCUCAAGAGCUUACUGUCAAAAUUAGGUGGCUUCCUCCUGACGAAGUAUGUACCAUCGUACUUUGUGACGAUGCUAUUGUUGACAGAUUGGAGCGUGAGCUCUCUGUUUUGACAAAUCCGGACCUCGGAAAUCACCCCAAUUUGGUGAAGUUGAUAGGGUAUUGCUGUGAAGAUCAAGGUUCCCAUUAUGGUGUUGUCUAUGAUGUUAGAUCAAAGGAUUCUCUUCUCAACCUUAUCGAAAAAGAUGAUUUUACUUGGACCCAGAGAAUGCAGGCGGCUCUUGGAGUUGCUCGUGUGCUUGAGCAUUUGCAUGAACGGAAUUACCUGGUUUGCAAUGUUCACCCUGCUCAUGUCAUUCUUGAUCAGGAUUCCAAUCCAGUGUUACUUGACUUUAGUCUGCGACCUGAUCGUACUAUUGCAAAACGGUAUCCAAACUAUCCAUGCACAGUAUAUUACGGUUAUGAUGGCUAUAUUGAUCCACUUUUUGUUCACAAUGGCAUUGCAUCUCUUAGUUGUGCUAAUGUUCGUGUUACUCAUGGUCACUGUAAUUUUUGGGUCAAUGCUUGCAAUGUUAACAAUUCUGUGUUUACUGUAGUGGAGUUGCUUGGAUGCAAGAGUCUUUUGGAAUUGCAGUUUUACUUCAGUUUUUGGGUGAAGAGAGCCGAUGUCUUUUCAUUUGGUAUUGUACUUUUAGAGCUCAUUACUAAAUUUGUCUUUGAUCAAUCCAAGUGCGAUGCUGCUCGUGAAUUUCCUGCAGGAUGGGCACAGAGACAGUACAGGCAGAAGUUGAAUUCUAGCUCACAACCAGUUGGCUGUUUACUUGUUCAUAAGAGCUUCGACAGUGCACCAGAUUUUGAUGUUUGUGAUGGAGUGGCAAUUACAAAGCUGGCAGUGCACUGUGUGGACUUAGAUGAAAGGAAACGCCCUACAAUGACACAAAUUGUUAAUUAUCUGCAGGGUAUAAUAGAUGAAUGGGACACACAAUCUACAGAAGAAACUGCUGGGAAGAAAAAAAACAGUAAUGCAGAGAAUGAAAGGAAAUCUCUUUUGCCGUUGUUUGAUCACGAAGACUAA
Molecule: messenger RNA, 1386 nt
Organism: Quercus lobata
Lineage: Eukaryota; Viridiplantae; Streptophyta; Magnoliopsida; Fagales; Fagaceae
Product: probable receptor-like protein kinase At3g17420
Exons: 7
Coding region: 184-1386 (400 amino acids)
Biological process (GO): protein phosphorylation
Cellular component (GO): plasma membrane
Molecular function (GO): protein kinase activity; ATP binding
Source: RefSeq, a predicted model, not a curated record